AUGUGGCGGGUGGCAGCAGCACUGAGACAGAACCUCAGGAACAUGAGGAAGAGCCCACGAGUGGCCGAUGAAAGCAUGUUUGGGAACGGGAACGUAGAUGAUCUGAAUAGAAGAGGCCCCAGAUGGAACGCGAUCUCGGUCAUUUGUUGCAUUAUACGGGUCCCUCUCUCCCUCUUUGCCUGCCUUUCUCCCCCUCAUACCAAUGGUACUGAAGCGGUAUGGGCUUCCAGCGAGUUAGCAAGGAUUUCAGAGAUGAACCAUCUUAUGGUUAAUGAUAGCAUGCGGUAUGCCAUCUUGAUGUGA
Thlaspi arvense is the source of this 303-nucleotide messenger RNA. The record is from the annotation of a GenBank genome assembly. NCBI's taxonomy places the organism in Eukaryota, Viridiplantae, Streptophyta, Magnoliopsida, Brassicales, Brassicaceae.